AAGCUGCAAAUUUUCAGCCUCUUCUCCUUCUAAAAAGAAACUUUUAUCUCUUUUCACUAUUUCUCUCUUACUAAAUUCUAUCAUGAAUCAAGCCUCGACAGCGGAUACUAUCAAAUUCCUGUACAGUUACGGAGGUCGAAUUGUUCCCGGAUCGACUAAAGGGCGUGACUGCAUGCUACUACGCUAUGAGGGUGGUCAUACUAGAGUCCUCGCAGUCGAUCGGUCCAUUUCAUUUGCAGAGUUGAUGGUGAAAUUUGGAGACUCGUGCGGAUGUUUGGUGGAUCUAAAGUGUAAAUUACCGAACCAUGAUUUGGAUGAGUUGGUUUCAAUCAAAUCCGACCAAGAGCUUAAGGCUUUGAUAGAAGAGUACGAUGGAGCUUCCCCGGGAGAGAAAAUCAGAGCCGUUUUGUUUCCUAUAUCCGUAAAGAAAAUAUCUCCUCCGUCUUCUCCGAUUUCAUGUUUCGAUUUUCCCUCUGGACGCCCCGUGGCUCGAUAUUCUGCGGUCGGAAAAUCGAAAUACCAUUGCUAUGAAGGAAGGGGUCGUCGACAUUUGCACUUUUUGACUCGAUCGAAUUAUCCCCAUUUUCAUUAGUAGAGAGGAAAAAGAAGAAGUUAGCAGCAGUAUUUUAUGUCUGCAAGUACAGUGUUUUUUUUUUUUUAAUGAAUCAGAAUACAAAUUGAACUAUAAACUUGUGUUGUGAUUGGAUAGAAUACAGUUUCAUUCAAUUUUGAUGCUGAGAUUUGUUAUCAAUGGAGUAGGCAGAAUUCCAAUAU
Olea europaea var. sylvestris is the source of this 774-nucleotide messenger RNA. RefSeq lists its product as uncharacterized. Gene Ontology annotation, molecular function: protein binding. The coding region runs from base 83 to 592 and encodes 169 amino acids. The record is from RefSeq and is a predicted model, not a curated record. NCBI's taxonomy places the organism in Eukaryota, Viridiplantae, Streptophyta, Magnoliopsida, Lamiales, Oleaceae. The transcript is spliced from 2 exons.